Molecule: messenger RNA, 4303 nt
Organism: Phlebotomus papatasi
Lineage: Eukaryota; Metazoa; Arthropoda; Insecta; Diptera; Psychodidae
Exons: 8
Coding region: 861-3434 (857 amino acids)
Cellular component (GO): plasma membrane
Source: RefSeq, a predicted model, not a curated record
CUGAGGGGAUGUUUAGGGCUCCCCAAGAGGAAAAUGGGGAGACUUAAUAGAAUUUUCCCGCUUGUAGCAGCACUUUCCAACACCCCUCGUGUGUCUCCGCACCGUUACAAAGAUUUGGGGCAUGCGCAGCUGAAGUUGGUUUUGUGUUUCUGGGUCGGAUGGGUGGCAAAUUAGCCUUUUCUCGUGUCCUCACAGUUGGGAGUUCUUUUGACUUUUCACCGUGUUUUUCGCACACAUUGAAGGUGUAAAAACGCGAAAAUCUUGUCACAUUCUCACCCACUGUGCGCCGGUGAGAAUGCAUUGAACAUUUUCCGCACCAUCUCCCAUCGCAAAUUUCCUUCCGGAUCCCCUUUGCCUUUGGUUCCUGUGUAUUGAGAAAAUUGACAAAUCCGGAAGUGCUACAGACGCGAAAAUCCAUUCACUGGAAGUGCGGGGAUAGUGGUGGAAAAACUCAGUGGAAACAGAGCGUGCCAUGUUUUGUGUGUGUGGCUAAAAAGGAGGACUUUUCCUCAGCUUUUUUUUUCCUGUGCGUGGAGCAUCCUGUGGCAGCUUUUUUCCGUCAUUUGGGGGGCACAAGUAGACAUGGGAAAAAUGCUGUGACGAAAUUGCUCGAGGGUGGAAGAAAGUGCGGAUAAAAAGGGGGCUCGAAGGACGCCUUGAGAGACAAAAAAAAUAGAAAAGUGAAGUUGAGGGUGGAUUUGAAGAAAAGGUAGGAGAGGCGUCUCUCGGCGUGUGUUUUCUGUGCUUGAUUUCUUCAGCCAAGCCACCCCCCUACACCCAACCCUCGUGGAGUUGGUGGGUGGUGUAGGAAAAAAAAGGGCUCCGUGUGUGUGACGCACCCCUCGAGGCGGAAGUGAAUCAUGACUUUUUGGUGGUGUUUGGUGGUUUUUCUGGGUGUUUUGGCUAUUUCAAGUGGACAAUUGGCCUGGUCUCCCAUUCAAGUGGAAUCCAAUAAUCAGGUGGAUUUGUUUACGCGCCAAGCAUCCGGAUGCCCAUGCCUCUGGCGCUCUCCGGUAGAUCCCCAGGACACAGAUUGCGCUUGCUGUGUCCGUGGGGGCUGCCAAUGUGGUGAAAUAUCUACCGGAAGGUGUGUCCAGUGUGGCCUAGAGAUGAAUUGUCUCAACAUGUGCAACAUCACUCUCGAUUCCCGAGCCCUGCAGAACAGCAGUGGACUGAGUUUUGGGCAGAUCAAAUCGCCCAUCCUCCAAGGUCCCGUCACCUGCAAGUACUACCUGAGACCCGUAGCUGGUCAGAGGGUAGAAUUGCAGGUUUAUCGACUGGUGCAAGUAGGGCACUUUACAGGGCAACGCUGCGAGGGCGGAUCAUUGAGGUUUGGGGAGUCAAUUGGCGGCACAGAGACCAGCCGGAGUGCUGAACUCUGUGGCGCCAAUGAACGAUACUCACCACCGGCCGUCUUGUUCUCCGACGACGGGGGCACUACCCUAAUAUUCGAGAUCACCGAAAAGACGGUAAGGUCUCAGUUCCUGGCAUUCUUCAGCUUUACCUCACUCAGUAAUCCUGUGGUGGGCUUUUAUCCGCGUGGUGGCACGAGGGUCACGUCGUCUGAGUGCGAUUGGUCCUAUCACGAGGUUUCGUGCAUGUCACCCAGCUCCUGUGCCAUUGCUAGUCCAGGUUUUCCAGGAAUAUAUCCGCCAGACAUGGUUUGUCGCUAUCACAUUAUCACAACUUCAAUUCACACCAAAGUUCGCAUCACUUUCACGUCGCUGCUCUUGCCCGAAAACGAAUGCGAGACGCAUUACUUGGCUUUAUACCUGGGGACUCCGUCUGGGGAUAAUCGAUUGGCGAAGGUGUGUGGUUCAGAGAAGCAGGAUCUUCUAUUUACAGGGCCCAAUCUUGUACUGGUAUUCCAUGCUGGCUCACAAAUUCCUCCCUUUGACUACAACGGCUUUGCUGCGACACUUGAAUUUAUUGCUGCUCCACAAACAACCACGACACCAGUACCUCCGCCCGUUGUUCAUCCCCCGAUCUGGAAUCCUGCAGGUGGCCAAGAUCCGCCAGGAAGUAUCACUUGGUCCGGGUCAACGCCAAAAUUUACGCCCUGCGACAAAGUUAUCACGGAAACCAAUGGGAGAUCUGGGCAUUUUGAUACCCGGGGCAGACCUUUUGCUAACAAUUGUCGGCUCAUUUUUAAAGGACGCUCAACGGAUAUUGUUCACAUUUCCCUCUUCAACUACCGCUUGAAAGCUCCAUCUUGCCGAUCAGUGAUUGAAAUUAUGGAAGGAUCUUCGGAUAGUCACAGAAGAUCUCUCCAUAAAACCUGCUCGCCAGCUGUCAGGCAUGCCAGAGAUUCAAAUGGUGUCUUUGUUCCUCCGCAAACUUUCAUCUCUUCCGGGCCACAAAUUAUCAUCGCCCUGAGAAGAUCAGCUGCAGCUGCGGAUCCCAAUGAUGUGGAAUUCAUCGAUGGUGCUUACAUGUUCCACGACGAGGAACAAAGUGGUACACUUCAGCCAGCUUCACUCUGUGAUUCACAUCACUAUGGGAUGAGUAGUCCGGAAUCUGGGCAAGUUAGUGGACUGGGAAAUGAGCAUCUUUACUGGAAUGUUGAGGGAUCUCUCUCGUGUGCACAUCAUUUUAUUCCAGGAGCCAAUCAGAGUGUUACAGUCACGAUUGAGCAUCUGGAGAGGAUGAGCCUGAAGCCACCGUGUGAGACACUCUGUGGUGACAGUGGAUGUCACUGUAUCACGAGUGUGGCUCCUCUCGAGGAGAUUGAUCAUCUGCGAUUAGUGGAUGAAAAUGAUCAGACACUUAGCUGUCUCUGUGGUUCAUUUCGCACAGAGUGGCUUCCGGUGUCACUGCGCACAUGGUCUCCAGUGAGACUGGUGUACUCUGUGGCUCAGUAUUCGUGGAAUACAAAGGGAUUUCCCUUUAGAGCUGCGUACACCUUCAAUGUUGACGCCAUGUGUGGUCAACGCACUUUUACCACCCAUUCGGGUGAAUUGCACUCACGCAAUUUCGUUGGGGUUCCCUUUUCGCUCAAUUCUUUCUACCAUCAGCAAUGUACCUGGAUUCUGGACUCAAAUGUCGAACGACAACUCUUUGUGGAGAUUCAGACAGAACAGAGUCGUCCAUGUGGAGCUUGGAAUAUCAGCCUGCAUGAAUUCUCACCCGCCGAAGAGGAGAAUAAUCACGCUGGAGCACUACUUCAUCAGUUCUGUCCACGCGAUAAGCACAAAAAAUUUACAAUGCCGUGGAAAGCCAGUACGGUGGUUGUUAGGAUUCAAGCAAUGACACGAACGCCACCAGUGUACGUGGUUCGAUGGCGAUCUCAGGUGGUUCGUGCCAAUACAAGGCUCGGUCCUCCAACGGCGGCACCCAAUAAGACUUCAAAAGCUCAGAGAAUAGUGAGCAGCAUCCUUAAGAUUGUUGCUUGUGUCUUUGUCCACGUACUUCUCAAACGCCAAUUAAUUUUUUAAGAACACCAUCAUCACAUUUUAUUCUUUUUUUAAGAUAGAGUGAAUAAUGAACAAAAAAAAGACCCCUUCUCGAGAGAAAAAAAAACAAAUAAUUUUCACACAUUACACCUUAGGACUAUAAGAUGGAAAAACCUCAUUGAUUAACACUUUAAGGAGUUUAAGAAGAGAGAAUAUAGGGAGAUUUUCUUAGUCUAUUUUGUAGUGUUUGGUGAACAAAAAAAAAUUAAGUAAAAAGGAGUAAAAGGAAGAAGCACGGCAAGAGGUAUUUAACAUUAAUCAAGGGACUCUCGAUGGGGAGGGAGAAUGAGAGAUAAAUUGUCUAAAAAGCGUUUAAAAAGAGUAGGAAAUGACAGUUAAAAGAAAGCAUAGGUGAAAAUAAUAGGAUGAAAAUGAAGUAAAAGAAAAACACUUUAGUGUUGUGUGAGAAUAUCCCUGCUGCUAGUUGGUGGUUUUUCCUCAGUCUCCUCCACGGAAUUCAGAAAUUAGCGUGUCCCUCCGACAGGAAAGAGAACAAUAUUUUAUAUUUCUUCCUCAAAUCUGUUUUUUUUUUCACUUAAAAUAGCGAAUUGCCAGAAGGAAAAAAAAUGUAGGAAGAUAAUAAGUAAAAUAAAAAAACAAGAAAUUCGAGAAAACCACCUUCAUAUCUCAACGUCCAGACUGCAAAUAAUUUGCAAGAAAAAAAAACUUAAAAUUAAAGGGAGAAUAAACAUAGAUUAGAUGAGCAAAAAAAGUAACUUUAAAAAAGAAAAAAAUGUAACAAUUUAGAAAGCACUCUAUGUUUUAAGAAGAAUGAAGCAAAUGAAACACGCAAAGCGACAAAAAAAAAACAUUUUUUUAGUAAAGAAAUUCUUGUGACAAGAUGUUUAACA